Messenger RNA from Ilex paraguariensis (yerba mate), 1158 nucleotides. The record is from the annotation of a GenBank genome assembly. NCBI's taxonomy places the organism in Eukaryota, Viridiplantae, Streptophyta, Magnoliopsida, Aquifoliales, Aquifoliaceae.
AUGGCAAAUAAAAUAAACUCUGGGGACAGUAGGACUAGAAGUUCUGUAUCCAUUUUUAUAGUCGCCGGUCUGUGCUGUUUCUUCUAUCUAUUGGGAGCAUGGCAGAGAAGUGGGUUUGGGAAGGGAGACAGCAUAGCUUUGGAGAUGACCAGGAACGGUGCAGAAUGUAAUAUCCUUCCCAAUCUAAAUUUUGAGACCCAUCAUAGUGGUGAAGCUGUUGAUGAAUCUGAAUCGAAAAAAGUGUUUAAGCCAUGCCACCAUCGGUAUACUGAUUACACGCCUUGUCAAGAUCAAAGGCGUGCAAUGACUUUCCCAAGGGAAAAUAUGAUCUACCGAGAAAGGCAUUGCGUUCCUCAGGAAGAGAAGUUGCAUUGCCUUAUUCCGGCACCCAAAGGAUAUGUAACCCCAUUUCCAUGGCCAAAGAGCCGUGAUUAUGUUCCCUUUGCCAAUGCACCAUAUAAGAGUUUGACAGUUGAGAAGGCAAUUCAGAACUGGAUUCAAUAUGAGGGCAAUGUAUUUAGGUUCCCUGGUGGAGGAACACAGUUUCCUCAAGGGGCCGAUGCAUAUAUCGAUCAGCUUGCUUCCGUGAUACCAAUUAAAAAUGGGACCGUAAGAACUGCUCUUGACACUGGUUGUGGGGUUGCUAGUUGGGGUGCCUACCUUUGGAAGAGAAAUGUUAUAGCUAUGUCAUUUGCACCAAGGGACUCACACGAAGCACAGGUUCAAUUUGCUCUUGAGAGGGGUGUGCCAGCUGUUAUUGGUGUUCUUGGAACAAUAAAAAUGCCAUAUCCGUCCAAAGCGUUUGACAUGGCUCACUGUUCCCGUUGCUUGAUUCCAUGGGGAGCAAAUGAUGGAAUAUACAUGAAGGAAGUUGAUCGAGUUCUCCGUCCUGGUGGUUACUGGGUGCUUUCUGGUCCUCCAAUCCAUUGGAAGAACAACUACAAAGCAUGGCAGCGUCCCAAGGAGGAACUUCAAGAAGAACAAAGGAAGAUUGAAGAAAUUGCUAAACUUCUUUGCUGGAAGAAGAUUUCUGAGAAGGGUGAAAUUGCCAUAUGGCAGAAGAGUAAACAUGCUGAUUCAUGUCGUGGCGUACGAGAUGAUUCUCAAGCAACAUUCUGCAAAGUUGCAGAUGCAGAUGAUGUCUGGUACAGUGCUUAA